Messenger RNA from Babjeviella inositovora NRRL Y-12698, 1803 nucleotides. RefSeq lists its product as uncharacterized. The coding region runs from base 1 to 1803 and encodes 600 amino acids. The record is from RefSeq and is a predicted model, not a curated record. Gene Ontology annotation, biological process: transport along microtubule. The transcript has a single exon. Gene Ontology annotation, cellular component: cytoplasmic dynein complex. Gene Ontology annotation, molecular function: dynein heavy chain binding; dynein light chain binding. NCBI's taxonomy places the organism in Eukaryota, Fungi, Ascomycota, Pichiomycetes, Serinales.
AUGUCGUUCGAUCGGUUAGGAGAACUCCAGGCCAAAAAGGCCAAACUUGAAGAACUCAGGAAGCAGCGAGAGAAAAAGCGAGAGGCCACGCCCAGUGCCGCGGACCGCUAUGCCUCCGUCAACCUGUUGGUUGAUCUGUUGCUACCGCCGGAAACCCCAAAGACUGAAACAGUGUCGUCCCCAGAAAAGACUGUCCCAGACAAAACUCAUCCCAUAAAGCACGCCAGAGUCUCAAUUGCCGUACAAACGACACCGGCUGCCGAUAAGCCUAGUGCCAUCACCUACAACAAAUCUACCCAGACUACGGAUAACGACGUUCUUGCAGAACAGAGGGCUGCGAAGCAGCUCAAGGAGAUCCAAAGCCAGGUGGAAGCCCAGGUGAGAAAGGAUAUGGCACAGCUCACGGAGGAAGAAACCGCCUCUGAACCUGAACCGCAGACGACGGAAGUGGAUGAAGAUCAGCUCGUAGCCUUUAUGCAGCGCUCGAUGAAAAUCGUGAAUCGUGCCUUGGAUGAGGACUUUGAUUUGCUUACAGACUACGCGAAAUCGGUGCCGGUGGAGGUUGCCGUUCAGGAUGAAUUGCAGCAGCUCCACACCUUGACGUUGCCGGCAUUGGAGCACCGAGCGGUGACGGGACUCGACUGGUCACCGCAUCAUCCGGAGCUAGUGGCGGUAGCCUAUUCAAAGCAAAGUGAGCGAAGCAGCGACGUAUCCAGCUCUAUUCUUAACUCUCCAGGUUUGAUUCUCGUGUGGAACCUCAACUCCAGCUCGUGGCCUGAAUACAUUUUCGAUGCGCAAACCGAAAUCUUGUCUGUCACCUUCUCACAUAACUCGCUGUACCUCCUCUUUGGUACCGGGUACAACGGCCGCAUUAUGUCGUGGGACCUUAGGUCCAAACGGUCCUCACCCACUUUGCAAUCCCCGAUCGGAGGUGCUACGGGUGCUCAUUGCCACCCGGUGUUUGCCCUCACCCAGCUUUCCGAAACCGAGGCAGAUUCUAAGGCCUCGGGGACAUUAAUCACUGCUUCGACAGACGGUACGGUCUGUUCCUGGUCUCAGCACAUACUUGCCAGGCCUAUGUCUGCCCCCUUUAGUGCCAAGUCGCCCCAGGGGUCACUCGCGAGGUAUGACGAACUUGCGGUCACACAGCUAGCAGUGCUUGCGGCGGACCCCGGUGGGCUUCUUGCCGGCUGCGAAGAUGGCAAGAUCUACCGCGUGGCACGAUUUGAAAGCACGGAUGUGAAACCGGGCCAAAUAGACACCCUGAUAUAUGAGGGCCAUGGUGACGGUUCGGUUAGUGCGUUGGUUGCACAUCACAACAUCGCUGUUUUUGGAGACGUGUUUCUUUCCUGUGGCUUUGACUGGUCGAUUAAGCUCUGGAGACUAGACCUGCAGACACAGAGACCACGGAAACAGUCUGUGGGUGCAUUCGAUCCGGAUUCCACGUUGGGCUUGCUGAGCCACAUUGAAACGGUGGCCCCGGUCUGGGCUGCUCUGCGGAAUAAUGUGGUGUUAGACGUGGCCUGGAGACCGGGCCAUGACUCACAAUUUGUGGCGGUGGGGCUUGAAGGGGUGCUAGAGGUGUGGGACCUUGCUAGGGACAGCAUUAACCCGGUCGUUAGGAUUGAGACGGGGAAAGGAGUAAAUAAGGUGGUGUUUGAUCCAUCAGGAGGGCGAGUGGUGUGUGGAGGCGUCGAUAGCGUGGUCCAAGUUUGGAAGUUUGCCGCUGACGAGACAAGCGAGGACAGGGCCAUGGGGAGUUUGAAAAUGAAGCAGCUAAGAGAAUCAGACAUCAGACUGUGA